Salvia hispanica is the source of this 477-nucleotide messenger RNA. The record is from RefSeq and is a predicted model, not a curated record. NCBI's taxonomy places the organism in Eukaryota, Viridiplantae, Streptophyta, Magnoliopsida, Lamiales, Lamiaceae.
AUGAGUUUGCUCGAGUCGCUGGACUUGUCUUCAAACAAUCUGGAUGGAGGAAUUCCUAGUGGAUUGUCAAACCUGACAUUUCUUGCGAAGUUAAACCUUUCAAUGAAUAAUCUUGUGGGAGAAAUACCCCAGUCUAAUCAACUUUCCACAUUUGGGAAUGAAUCAUACGUUGGAAACGCAGGAUUGUGUGGAUUUCCAUUGACGAAACAGUGUGAAAGAAUUGAUGCAAAACCAAUACUUCCUCAUGAAGAUGAUGGAGAUGAUAAUGAUGAGUCUGGAUUUAUAGAUGGAUUUGGUUGGCGAAGAGUGGUGACGGGAUAUGGAUGUGGAUUUUUAGUUGGGAUCGGAAUUGGUUACAUUAUUAUCAGAAGUGGAAGGCCAAAGUGGUUGGUGGAAUUCUUUUUUGGCGUUGGAUAUAAUAGUAAUAAGAAGAAGAGAAGAAAAGGAGAAACAACACCAUCACCAAGGAGAAGGUGA